ACCUGUGCGCGUGCACGCCGAUGAUGAGGAUGUGAUGAUGAUGAUGAUGGUGGAGUUCGCGCUUCUGGACUUUGAAGGACAGACGCCUGGCAUCAGGCUGUGAGAGGGCGAGAGAGACUCUUUCUGCUGUUGGUAAUGAGAAGGAGCCGCCCCUCGUCCAGCUGGCGGGUCUCCAGAUGUGUGUGGCUGCUGAUUGGAGGAGGCUGCACUGGUGGGUGGUGCUCCAGUGGGUAGUGGGCGUGGCUUUAUCAGCCCCGUGUUCCCAGCGCUGCGACUGUGUCCCGAAGCUCCCCAUCGUGAACUGCUCAUCCAGACAACUAGCGUCUGUUCCCGACGGCCUUCCCGACGACACCGAGACGCUCAACCUGUCCGGGAACCAGCUGAGGACGCUGACGCGGCGCCAGUUCUCCGGGCUCACGCUGCUACGCGAGCUCGAUCUCAGCGAGAACAUGCUAACGGCGAUCGAGGCCGAAGCCUUCGCCGGCUUGCAGGACCUCCUCAAGCUGAGACUUGCUCGCAACCGGCUCAAGAUCAUCCCAGUCGGAGCGUUUUCCGGCCUUCCCAACGUUCAGUUUCUAGACAUUAGCGAGAACGAGAUUUUAGUGUUUCUCGACGAUAUGUUCCGAGAGAUGCCGUCGCUACAGAAACUUGAGGCUAGCGAGAACGACCUGGUGUUUAUCUCGAACCGGGCCUUCGGUGGCCUGGCUAAUCUCCAGGAGCUGAAUCUGGACCGGUGCAACUUAACGUCGGUGCCGGUCGAGGCGUUGUCGCCGCUAACCGGUCUCCUUCAGCUCCGUCUCUGCAGACUCGGACUCACCUCGCUUCCCAAUCACUCCUUCCGUACGCUAAUCCACCUACGGGAGCUACACGUAUCCCGCUGCCCGUGGUUAGACUCGCUAGCCGCUAACAGCCUAAUCGGACUUAAUCUUUCCUCGCUAACGCUUAGCCACUGCAACCUGAGUGCCGUGCCGUAUUCCCCGCUUCACCACCUCGUGUACCUGCGAUACCUGGAUUUAUCCUACAAUCCAAUCACUAUUAUUCUUCCAAAUCUCCUCGGGGAUUUGCUACGCCUUCAAGAGCUGCAUUUAGUCGGCGCCGGAUUGUUGCGUAUCGAACCGGGCGCUUUCCGUAACCUAGCGGGCUUCCGGCUCCUAAACGUGUCUGGGAACCGAUUAGCGACGCUGGAGUCGUCGGCGUUCCACUCGGUCGGGACUUUAGAAGUGCUCCGGUUGGACGGGAACCCGUUAGCGUGCGAUUGCCGACUUCUCUGGGUGAUGCGCCGACGCUCGCGGAUUAGCUUCGGGCGUUCGCCCACCUGUGGCUCACCUGUGCAGGUGCAAGGCCGGAUGCUCCACGACUUCUCCGAGGUCGAGCUUCCCCGGUUGUUCACGUGCCGGCAAGCUCGCAUUCUGACCCGUAAGCCGCAAGACGUUCGUACGGACGAAGGCCACACGGUUUUGUUCUUCUGCGUGGCGGACGGAGACCCGGCGCCGGUGAUCACCUGGAUGAACCCGAAGCGCUCCGCUCUCACCGGUUCGGGGAGGGUCCGUGUGCUUCCCAACGGGACGCUUGAGGUGCGUUACGCGCAGGUGCAGGAUAGCGGAUACUACCUGUGCAUCGCUUCGAAUGCCGCGGGGAACGAUAGCGUCUCCGUUAGCCUGCGUGUGCGCGGGUUUCCGGCGUCCACUCGAAACCGUUCAGGGCCGUUCUUUCUGGAAGGCUGGAGCUUCACGUCGGGACAAGCGCCGGUUAACGGGUCGCAGCCAUUCCCGUUCGACGUGAAGACGCUAGUGAUCGCGGUGACUAUGGGGUUCCUGUCGUUCCUGAGCUCCGUCGCCGUGUGCUUCGUGUUCAUGUUCUUCUGGAGUCAGAGCAAAGGGCAGAUCAAACACACGGCGACCAUCGACUUCGUCCCGCGCAGCUCCGCGUCGGCCAACGGAACCGGUCGGACCACCGUGGAAACGGGCCGGUUUACCAUGAAGCUGAUCUGAGCCUGUUCCAGGUGCUACUAACCCAACAUAUCCACAGUGCAUAAGAUGCAUGAAGCUCCCCGUGUGAAUGC
This is a messenger RNA of Rhinichthys klamathensis goyatoka, 2062 nucleotides long. It is a transcript of the gene lingo4a, whose product is annotated as leucine rich repeat and Ig domain containing 4a. The record is from RefSeq and is a predicted model, not a curated record. Gene Ontology annotation, molecular function: protein binding. NCBI's taxonomy places the organism in Eukaryota, Metazoa, Chordata, Actinopteri, Cypriniformes, Leuciscidae. The transcript is spliced from 3 exons. The coding region runs from base 177 to 1991 and encodes 604 amino acids.